GUCAACAUGGCGGAUGCUGUCCAUACUUAACGUGAACGAACGUACUGUCUUUGCGCACGUUAAGUAGGUUCUCAGUGAAGUUCAGUACCUACACAUAAAGUAUAAAAGAUAGGACUCCUCAUUGAUCCUCACACAAUCUACACUGAAGUUCUGAAAACGAAGAUUUGACAAAAGGAUUCAUCAUGGCAGUCAUGAGAGCUCUUGUGCUUCUUUUCUUGGUCUUUUCUGUUGAGAAUGCAGCCGCUCAAGGGAAAUGCCCAAAUGAAUGGACACCUUUUGGUGUGCAAUGCUACAAAUUCUUCCCUCAGUCAGUGGACUGGGCCACAGCUGAGAAAAACUGUCAAUCUGUUGGUGCAAAUCUUGCAUCUGUGCGCAAUACAGUCGAAAGCAACUUUCUCCUGAGUCUUGUUCCUGCUGACACAAAAACUUGGAUUGGUGGCCAUGAUGCUGCAGUGGAAGGACAAUGGCUGUGGACUGAUGGAUCUCAAUUUGACUUUACCAACUGGUGCUCUGGACAACCUGACAAUAAAGGUGGUAACGAGCACUGCCUGGAAGUAAACUACAGAAAUGACCUUUGCUGGAACGAUCAGCCCUGUUCAAUCACAUUAAGCUACAUUUGUGCCAAAUCAAUGAGAUCAUGAAAAAAUCAAUCUGUUUGAAAAGUACUAUGAUUGUACUACAUGCCUAUAAUUUUUUUUCUGAUCUUAUACAUAAAACCCAGUAUC
Molecule: messenger RNA, 725 nt
Organism: Paramisgurnus dabryanus
Lineage: Eukaryota; Metazoa; Chordata; Actinopteri; Cypriniformes; Cobitidae
Source: RefSeq, a predicted model, not a curated record